This is a messenger RNA of Phytophthora infestans T30-4, 1605 nucleotides long. RefSeq lists its product as uncharacterized. The transcript is spliced from 2 exons. Bases 1 to 1605 code for a protein of 534 amino acids. The record is from RefSeq and is a predicted model, not a curated record. NCBI's taxonomy places the organism in Eukaryota, Oomycota, Peronosporomycetes, Peronosporales, Peronosporaceae. Gene Ontology annotation, molecular function: glycosyltransferase activity.
AUGCUCAAGGACAAAAUGCCUCCCAACGUGCUCUUCGGCUCUCGUCGUCGCGCGCCCGAGAUGGUGGGGCUUAUGUUACUGUUGGUGACCGCGUUCUCGAUGGUGGGACGUGUUGUGUAUCUUUCGAAACGCCAAACGCAGAUCAUACAACCGACCCGAGCACCGCAUGUUUACGACAACCAGGAUACUAAGAGCAAGUGCUACACACAACGCGAUGUUGGUAUCAUCCCAGCAGUUCGACAAGCAGCCAAGAACUUCUGUGUCAAUGGAGGUUGGGACAAGGAGAAGCAGAAGCCUGUGAGUCAUAGCAAAGCUACAAAGGUAUCGACGUUCCGAGUUGGAGGAGGUAUCAGGAGUGCCACGUUCCAGAACCUCAUGCUGGAUUUGGUAGACGUUAAGAUCAAUUCACCAAUCGCGAGUAUGGCGCAAGACGGUGGCACACACGACCCGAGAUUUAACUUUAACCCUAAGAUGAUUAACUGUGCAUGCGACGAAUUUGCUGCUUACUUCAGCCACCUGCCGGGUGAUAAGGAGCGCCGAGGAGAGCAAGUGUGGCAGCCAUCUCUCAUGCUCUUCCCGGGUAAUGGCGUCCCUUUGUCCAGUAUCUGUUCACCAAAACGCCCCGAAAACUCCAGUCGCUCAGCUUGGGAUUUCGUUAAGAACCCAUUGCAGACACCAGAUAAUAACGAGACGGUGGUGUUCGAAGACCCCGUGGUGCUCAUUGCGCGUCGGGACGACCAUAACCCGUUCUUCCAGAUCUCGUACGCUCUUAACUCGUGGAUUAUGCUCCAAGCUCUCGGCUGGGAUGUCACGAAAACUCGCGUGAUCCACUUGGACGGCGGCUAUCCGUCCCCUAUCGAUAAUCUGCAUCAGGGACUCUUGUCACCAAAUCAUAAGCUUAUCGAUGGAUCCAGUCUUAUAGGCAAGCGUCUGCACUUCCGUGGCGAUGUCAUGAUCGCGCCGUACGAGUUAUCGGGUCCAAUGAUGCAACACCUGAAUAACGAGGAGCCGUGCUUCGACUCGGAGCUUCUUAGGACUUUUCGCUCCCAUGCAUUGUUGACGUUGGGUAUAACACCGCAGAUAGAGCGAAGCAUCGGGCUAACAGCCAUUCGCCCUAUGAUUGUAACUGUGAUCACUCGUCGUCCGUACGGUGGGCGUGUAUUGCAGCGCGUGUGGCUGAACGAGGACGAGAUCAUGGACAAAAUACGCCUCAAGUACAAAGAUCUGAAUGUGGAGUUCCGCUCCGUGGAGUAUGUGAAUCUGACGCUGGCAGAGCAGAUGAAAACCACGAUCCAGAGCGACAUGAUCAUCAGUAUGCAUGGCGCUGGUCUGGUCAACGUGCUCUGGGCGCGUCCAAUGACGGUGAUAUUGGAGAUAUUCCCAAAAGAACGGUUCCGCUGGGGAUACCGGAAUCUUUGCCAGUUCGUGGGCUGCGACUGGCACCAAUUCCGUGGAGGUGAUGAUGUUGGUGAAAAUCCAGCUCCUAACUCUAAGAGCAAACGGAUUCCUUACGACGAGUGGGUGCUGUUCUUCGCACCACUAUUUAACAGUAGCUAUGAUGCGUUCCAGGACCAGCAGGCAGCUCUACGUGGAGAAUCAUCGUAG